AUGGCACGCGGCUCGGUCAUUGGGAAUGUCGCUCAAGAUUUGGGUUUAAAUGUGGCGGAGCUUAAUGCUCGUCGAGUUCGCAUCUUGGCGGAGAGCACUCGUCAGCUCUGCGAGCUUGACGCUGCGUCGGGCUCUUUGUUGGUCAGUGAGCGGAUAGACCGAGAGGAGCUGUGCGCGCAGGCGGCAGUCUGCGUCCUGCAGUAUCAGCUUCUUUUGGAGGAUCCGCUCAAAGUGUACAGUCUUGUUUUGGAUAUUCAAGAUGUGAAUGACAACAGCCCUGCCUUUGCUACGGGAAUAACUGAGCUUGAGCUGGUUGAGUCUACCGUUCUGGGGAGACGCUUCCCUCUGGAGAGCGCACACGACCCUGAUUUGGGGACCAACACCGUUCGUGUAUAUAAACUGAGUCCAAAUGAACAUUUUGCACUUGAAUUAAAUACCCAGUUGAAUGCAAACGCAUACCCCGAACUGGUUCUGAGAAAAACAUUAGACCGGGAGACUCAAGCCGAAUACACUCUCACCAUUAACGGUAUUGAUGGUGGCAACCCCGCUAGAACGGGCACCGCAUCUAUUCUCAUUCGUGUUCUGGACGCUAACGACAAUGUCCCCAUUUUUAACCGGAGGGUUUACAAAACCUCUGUCCUCGAGAACUCUGCCACGGGUGCUUUAGUGGCGUCGCUCAAUGCCACGGAUUUAGAUGAUGGUGUAUACGGGGAUGUAACUUACUCUUUCAGUCGCAUGUCAGAUAAAAGUAGAGGAGUGUUUAAAAUUGAUCCCGUGAGCGGUGAGGUAAGGGUGGCAGGGCCUAUCGAUUAUGAAGAGGCGAGUGCGCAUGAACUAGACGUCCAGGCCAAAGAUGGCGGGGGUCAGGCCUCUCACUGUAAACUCAUAAUCGAGGUUAUUGACGUGAACGAUAACGAGCCAGUUGUAACUGUGAAAUCUGCCUCAGCCACCGUGGCCGAGGACUCAAAACCAGGAACCAUGGUGGCUCUGCUCAACGUGUAUGACUUGGACACUGGAAAUAGCGGACGGGUCAAUUGUGUAAUCUCAGACGGUCUUCCCUUUAAGUUGAUAUCGGAGGUAAAAAGUUACUACAUGCUAGUGACUGAUGGGCUAUUAGAUCGGGAGAUGUACCCUCAAUAUAAUAUAACAGUCACUGCCAUUGAUGCUGGCUCUCCUUCACUCUCCAGUAGGAAACUGGUCCAUAUUGUAAUCAGUGACAUUAAUGACAACCCCCCCAUGUUUACGCAGAAAGAGUAUAGCGCUCAAGUUUGGGAAAACCAGCCUAGAGGGACAUUUUUGACUAGGGUGAUAGCAGAAGAUCUGGAUGCCGGAUACAACUCUAAACUAUUGUACACUUUAUCGGAGGACACUGCCCCAGGAACGUCCUCGUUCCUCUCCAUUAACUCAGAAACCGGGGACCUCUACACCUCUCGACCAUUUGAUUACGAACUGUCUGUUUAUUACCAAGUGCACGUGACAGCACGAGACGGAGGCGAUCCCCCUCUCUCAAGCACUUGCAUUGUCAAGAUUUUCAUUGGGGAUCAGAACGAUAACGCGCCUGUGGUUCUUUAUCCGGUCCAAUCCACCAACUACAUAGCGGAUGAUAUGGUUCCGUUGGAGGCGCCAAAAGGUUACCUUGUGACUAAAGUUGUUGCUUUAGACGCCGACUCUGGGCAUAACGCCUGGCUAUCCUACCGUGUGAUCAAAGCCACACAGCCUAAUCUCUUCACUAUCGGGCUGCAUUGCGGGGAAAUAAGAACCCUCAGACCUUUUUUAGAGGGGGACGAACAAAAACAAAUGCUUGUGAUCCUCGUAAAGGAUAACGGGCCCGAAUCCCUCUCUGCAACGGCUACAGUGAAUGUGCUCAUUGGCGACGGUCUGCCUGUUUUAUCCGAACUGUUUGAGAUUAGGGAGGAACAGCAGGUCAGCGAAAAUUUCACACUGUACUUGAUCCUUGCUCUAGUGACGGUUUCAUCCCUCCUUCUCAUUUUAAUCAGCACGGUCACGUAUUACAAGGUCUGUAGACGAGGCUACGUGUACCGAGCGGCAACCUCGAGCCUCCCCGUUUUCCCCUCGGCCUACUGUCCCCCAAGCUACACUGACGUCAGCCGCAGUGGAACACUUUUCAAAGAUGACAGAUACGACUCAUUUUUGACUACUGGCUCAUGGAAGGGCGAUUUCCGUUUCGGCUCUAGUUUGGACACUGAUACCUUAAAAAAGAGGAGUGCGGUCUAUCAAAAAAACAACACACUCAGGCGCAUGACCGCCGAAAGGGCAGCUGGUCUUAAGUUAAUGCAGGACUAA
Molecule: messenger RNA, 2304 nt
Organism: Osmerus eperlanus (European smelt)
Lineage: Eukaryota; Metazoa; Chordata; Actinopteri; Osmeriformes; Osmeridae
Product: protocadherin gamma-A6
Exons: 2
Coding region: 1-2304 (767 amino acids)
Biological process (GO): homophilic cell-cell adhesion
Cellular component (GO): plasma membrane
Molecular function (GO): calcium ion binding
Source: RefSeq, a predicted model, not a curated record